UUCUUUCUCCAUUCAUUCGACACACAGGCUCACACGCUGGCCCUUGCCCCUCUCUCUCUCUCUCUCUCUCUCUCUCUCUCUCUCUCUCUCGCUUGCUCGCUCUCACUCUCUCUCUCUUUCCUUGUCUCUCUCUCUCCCUCUCUCUCUGUCUCUCAGAAUGACAAUUCUAGGUAUUGCUUUUGGUAUGGUUUUCUAUUUACUUCAAGCCGUUUGUGGAGAAAGUGGAUAUGCACAGAAUGGAGACUUUGAAGACGCAGAACUGGAAGACUAUCCCUUCUCCUGCUAUAGUCAGUUGGAAGCCAAUGGAUCUCAGCACUUUCUGACCUGUGCUUUGGAUGACCCAGACGUCAACACCACCAAUCUGGGAUUCGAAAUAUGUGGGGCCCUUCUGAAUGUAGCUUGCUUGAAAUUUAAUAAAGUGAAAGAGAUGUAUUUCAUAAAGACAAAGAAAUUUUUACUGAUUGGAGACAGCACAAUAUGUGUGAAGAUUGGAAAAGAGAAUAUAACUUGCAGAAAAAUAAACAUAGUGAAAAUAGUUAAACCUGAGGCUCCUUUUGACAUAAGAGUCACCUAUCGUGAAGAAGCAAAUGACUUUGUGGUGACAUUUAACACGUCACACUUGCGAAAGAAGUAUGUGAGAGAACUAAAGCAUGAGGUAGCCUACCACCAGGAAAAAAAUGAAAAUGAUUGGAUGUACGUGAAUUUAUCCAACACAAAGCUGACGCUCCUACAGAGAAAGCUACAACCGGAUGCAAUGUAUGAGAUUAAAGUUCGAUCCAUUCCUCAUUCUGAGUAUUUUGAAGGCUUCUGGAGUGAAUGGAGUCCCAGUUACCACUUCAGAACUCCCGAGGCCAACGCAGGAGAGAUGAAUACUGUCAUACUAACUAUCAGCAUUCUGAGUUUUUUCUCUGUGGUUUUGAUGGUCAUCUUGGCUGGUGUAUUAUGGAAAAAAAGAAUUAAGCCCAUUGUAUGGCCCAGUCUCCCCGAUCAUAAGAAGACGCUGGAACAACUUUGCAAGAAACCGAAAAAGAAUUUGAUUGCAAGUUUCAAUCCUGAAAGUUUCCUGGACUGCCAGAUUCAUAAGGUGGAUGACAUUCAAGCUAGAGACGAAGCAGAAGGUUUCCUGAAAGACACUUUUUCUUCACAAAUAAAGGAGUCUGAAAAGCAGAGGCUUGAAGUGGGCAUGCAAGAGCCCAACUGGCUGUCCCAGAAUGCAGUCAUCACCCCAAAAACUUCCAAAGGAGAUUCACACUUCCUGUGCCUGGCUGGGAAUGUCAGCAUGUGUGACGUCCCUGUGCUCCCCACUUCCAGGCCCCCAGACUGCAGGGAAGGGGGCAAGAAUGGGCCUCAUGUAUACCAGGGGCUGCUGAAUAAUCCUGAAGCUACACACAGCACUGUGCCCCCUCCAUUUCCUUUCCAAGUUGGAAUUUUGACCUUAAAUCCUGCUCCUCAAGGACAGCUCCUCCUCACUUCCUUGGGAUCAAGUCAGGAGGAAGCCUAUGUCACCAUGUCCAGCUUCUACCAAAACCAAUGAGCUGGAAGAAAGUCAGGACCAGAACCAUUGUGACAAAGAUGACUGUGCUUCUACCCACCCUCAAAACACAAACCAUACGUAAUUAAUUUUGCAACCCUUCUACAUGAGUAACCAGAUUCUGAGACAUUGCUUUGACCACACCUACCUGCUUCAGUGACAUGCAAUGUGAGGCAGAGGCCACCAGCUUCCGGCAACCCAGAUGAUUCAACAAUCUCAAAAAGAAAAAAAAUACAGAAAAGGGUAGAAUGAACGUGUGGAGAAAGCAAUGGAGGGGUAAGGACAGCAAGCAAGGAUAAGAGGAGAAAGAAGGAAAGGAGGGCAAGAAUGGCAGGUGCCAUUGUUAGGACUGGCCCUACACCCAGAGCUGUGCAAAGAGCUCUGCACCCCCAGUCUCACGCAGCCUCACAAUCAUCCUGGGAGGUGGGUGCAAUUAUAUUCUCUUUGUUAUAGGUGAUGAAACUGAUCUAGAUGAGGCUUAAAAGGGUUUAGUAACUUGUCCAAGAUGCCCACUCAAGAAGGGAUGGACCAAGUUUGAUGCCUAGGAAUCUGACUGCAGUCUCCCCAAGCUUGCCACUAAAAAAAGGGGUCAACCCAUUCCCAAAGGCCGCACCUCACUGAUACCAGGUAACUGUAUAAUUCAUGGUCUAAACUGGGUCACUUUUGAAAGAAAAAGGGAAAGGUAUAAGUAAUCACUCCAGGACACUGAUCAUGAACUGUGAGUCGCCUUGACAUAGGUACCUGAAUUUAAAAGGCUAUAGAGAAAAAAAAAGUAGUGGAGAAAUGGUCUCACAAGUUGUGAAGUACCAGGACCCAUCAUGUCUACAACAGGCAAAGAAGGCAAGAAAAGGCUACAAGUCCAGUUCUUUCUAUUUUUUUUUUAAGUGUUGGGAGGGAAUGAACUCAAAGCCCAGAAUCCAUAGUUAAAUCUCAAGAGUAUGAUCCUCUUGCUACCAACACCCACCUGCAUCCAUGAAUGAUAAAAGACCUGUGGUGACCCCAAGACACUGAUGCAUUUGAGGAAUGAGACGGUGAAUAGCCCAUCUAUGUACAAAGACUGCCCACCCCAAAUCCAUCCACAAACUGCUGGGUUCUACACCCUGGGUGUUGCCACGAAUGUCUGGGAGAAGGGAAUUAUAAACACCUGCAACAAGUGAACCAACUACAGCCAUGUUCUUGAACAUCUAGAAAAGAGACAUACUUUCAACACUUGACAUGGGCCCUCUUGCAUUUCCCAGUCUAGGGUAAAUUCCUAGUGACUAUCUCAAGCCAAGUCAAGGCAGCUGAGCAGCGUCAGCUCAGGGGACACCUCUCCCACAGACUCCAGACCCUCGGUAUACGCAGAAGCACGCAAGGCAGCCGUGGCUGGUGGAAGUAAAUAAGGACAUGGGUUCAGAUUUUUGUUUGGGGUUUGUUGUCAUUGUUUCGCAUUUUUUACUUUGUUCUGUGUACAGUUUGUUAGGAGAGAGCAAAGGAACCUUGUCUGUUGGUCUAGAGGCCUCUUAAGAAUCAGACCAUCUGAUUUUUCAGUUGGAUAUUUUACUUUCCAAAGUCCCUUCUCUGAACCAAUCAUAAUGGAUAUAACCCAUCAUGCCUCAGAUGUUCUUAGUGCUUUUGUAACUCUGAAAGCAUUUCCAUAAACAUAUUUCUUUCAUUUCCUCGACAAUAAUUUAUGGAAAUUCUGCAACGUGCCAACCAUUGUGUCAGGCGUAGACGAUCUACCACAAAUAAGCUGGGACUCUGCCCUAUAACGUGAAAAAUCUAAUGAAAUGUGAACAAGUGAAAUGUAAACAACUGUAUUAACAACCGUUAAUACAAACUGUUGUCAUGGAGUCAUGUUCAAAGUGCCUUGUUGGAGGCAGUCAGGGAAAACCCCAUGAAAGUGACAUAUACCUGCAUGGAAGACAAGUAGCACCUGCUGGUGUACGUGAGGAGACCUUGUCCACCAGAUGGACAUGUGUUCUUUCCUCUUGUGGAAGUGGGAUCCAAGUCUUAAAGAGGAGCUCAUCACAUCUUAGCUCUCUUAGCUCUCUGGUAGCUUAUUUACAGAAGUCCUAGCAAGUAUUUAUUAUUAUUAUCAUCCUUGACUUAUGGGAAAUUGGCACACAAGGCACACAAGUGAGUUACUCAGCUUACAUGUUAAGUUGAGACUGCAAGUUGUAGGUAUGUAUCCCUGACAUAAAUUAAAAAUCUCUGAAAGAAAUGAGAUACAUCUAGAGGAAAUUCUAGGUCCCUUUCCCUCUCAAGUCCUCUGUUUCAGUGUUGUCUAGCAUAGGUUAUCUUUUGAAAUUGGUGUGUGAAUGUCUGUUACUGGAGACAUUUAAAAUCCAUGUAUUAUACUCUUAUCAUCAUAACUGCUGCUAAUGCUUGAUGAUAUAUUCAGAGAAAAUAUAUAACGUACAAUGUAAGAUUAUAAUUUGUUUGCAUAACGCCCCUUUAGGAUGUCAGUAUGAAAGAACUGCUGGUCAGAGACAAUAUAUAAAUCAUAGAAGGAAACUGUUAAAUCUCUAGAACAUGAAAUGAAAACAGAAAAUUGAAAAAUAGGCAGCUAUUUUGGUCAAUUAAACAACCAUGACUGGAUCUAAGGAAGCCUGGCUUGUUCAGCUGGUUUUCUACUAGAUUUUGACCCUCUGGUAAUUCUAAUUUACAUUUGCAUCAGAAAAACCUAGUACAGGAGGUUUCAGAUGUGCACACUUCCAGAGUGUUUUCAUAGCACUUCGGAGAGAUGUGAGCGAGAGCUGGCCAGGAAGACGGCAGGAAUACGUGAUAGGGAAACUGCAACUAAAAAUGAUGCCGAUCAGAGGACAUUUCUGUCAACUCAGUGGUUUUCUCUGGGGUUAUUCAUUAAAAUAUCCAUUGUGCACUACACUGAGAGCCGCUGAUUUCACUGUACUUUCCACAUGCAUUACAAACAUUUUGCAGAGCUGCUAAAUACAUAACUCUCCAUCAUGUGUAGCCAUCAUGUAUUUAA
Messenger RNA from Talpa occidentalis (Iberian mole), 4502 nucleotides. RefSeq names its product interleukin 7 receptor (gene IL7R). Lineage: Eukaryota; Metazoa; Chordata; Mammalia; Eulipotyphla; Talpidae. Gene Ontology annotation, cellular component: membrane; external side of plasma membrane. The record is from RefSeq and is a predicted model, not a curated record. Gene Ontology annotation, biological process: hemopoiesis; cytokine-mediated signaling pathway; positive regulation of receptor signaling pathway via JAK-STAT. The transcript has 8 exons. The coding region runs from base 158 to 1534 and encodes 458 amino acids. Gene Ontology annotation, molecular function: cytokine receptor activity; protein binding.